AUGAAUAUUAGUUCUGCUCUCUUCUUCUGUUUCUUAUUCCCCACACCAUGCUUCCCUGCGCUUGCCCUUACUUGGAUAGCAAGGCUUGAAGGCCCAGAUCCUAUCCGGAGUCAUGCCCAGAAAUACUUUUUGAAGGUUCAAAAAAAUGGGACAAUAGCACAUGUGCCUCCACCUCGCCCAAAGUGCAAAGCGUCUCAUCCUUACCCACAAAAGGCACCGAAAAAUGUUUUAGUGCCAUUGCAAGCUUCCAUGGCUAAUCCUUCUUCAUUGAAUUUACUUGCACCUGGAUAUUCUCCAUGGGAUGACACUUCGAUGCUUAUACACACUCCUUUGGGUGGAAUCAUGCGAUCCCAAGAUGAAUACAAUCUUCACAGAGUUGAAGUUGAUAUUAGAUCGAAGGGGGUCCCAAGGAUUAGUAACAGCAGUAUUGGUGCAAUUGGAAGCUCAAGUAGAACACCACCAAGUUCUGAGUUACUGAAGCAAGGGAAACAAGAUUCUUUGCUUCAUGGUGUACCAGAUUUUGCUGAAGUCUAUACCUUUAUUGGAAGUGUCUUUGAUCCAGACACUAAAGGUCACAUGCAGAAGCUCAAGGGGAUGGAUCCUAUUAACUUUGAAACUGUUUUUUUGCUGAUGAGGAACCUCACCAUCAACUUGUCUAGUCCUGAUUUCGAGCCCAUUAGAAAGGGCUUGUCAUCAUAUGAUGUCAAUACCAAAACUGUAGGAAUUGCCGCAGGGCUUCUAAGUUGCCAUGUAUUGAGAAGACUGACAAUUCUCAAGCGGCAUGCUCUGAAGUAUACCGAGUUCAAGGAUAUAUAAAAAUGCUGCUACAGCUGGUACAACUCGAGAGAAUUACCAGAUGAAAAGAAAACAUUCUCCAUUCUAGUGAUCUGGGUGUAUGUAUUUCUUGUAGGAUCAGGUUGUGGCAAUAUUAACCUUGUUAAAUAAAUAAAUGUCAUUCUCAAUUUUGUGCAGCAUAGCUUGUUAAGCCAAUGUAGCAGAUUGUAUGUAUUUCUUGUAUGAUAUGAGUCUUUCUCCUAGCUGAAUUAUGGUGAUUUGUAUUUUGUUGACUCCAUAAAGUGAUUAUUUUGUUU
Molecule: messenger RNA, 1091 nt
Organism: Camellia sinensis
Lineage: Eukaryota; Viridiplantae; Streptophyta; Magnoliopsida; Ericales; Theaceae
Source: RefSeq, a predicted model, not a curated record